AUGUUGGCCGUGUCCUCGGAACCGGGCCACGAGUGCUCGACGUGCGGCAAGAUUUACCAGCGGAGCAGCCAUCUACGGCGCCAUGAGAUGACGCGUUACUCCUUGCUGACGUACUACUCCAGGGACGUCUGCCGGAAGCACUCUCUCCAGUGUCCCAGCGAGGGCACGCAGGCCGACCCGCCUCUCGCCAAGCGCGGCCAGAAGCCUCGGGCGUGCGAUGGCUGCUUCGGGAGCCGCCUGGCCUGCGACAACGAACACCCUUGUUCGCGCUGCCAGAACCAGGGGGCGUCAAGUGCAGCUACGAGAGGUUGCUUUCUUCACCGAAUGCCGACCUCGCCAGCAGUUGCCGCCAACACGUACGCGGGCGGUGGCGGCAGUAGCAACAGCACCGUCGGCAGCACGAGGAUGGAGAGCGUAACGCCGCCGCACCAGCUUCCAUCCCCCGAGACAGCGGCCGAGUCCAUGGUGCGCGCGCUCAUCAACGAGCCCCGGUGCGCGCGCGACGAGGAGCUGCUGAUGAUGCCCAUGGCGACGACGAGCGAGACGUGCGGCGGCGGCGGCGGCAGCAACACGACCGAGGCCGACGACGCCCUGGACCUGUUCCUCCCGUCGCCGUCGGGCCAGCCCGGCAUCCUGGGCGACCUGGCCGCCAACGGGGGCCUCUUUGCCAACUCGAGCUUCUUCCCCUGGAGCCUGGGCCCGCAGUCCAUGGACCUGGACGACUUUUACGUCAUGAAGCCCGACGACUCGGACCUCGGCUGCUUCACGACGGCCACGGCAGAGGGUUGCCACGCCGACGCGCUGUCUACUAGCCCUGGGCAGCAGCAGCUCGCGCCCGACGCGGCGGCGCAGGAGGCGGCCAUCGCGGCCGUGGUGGACGCGCUGCAGGAGACGCACGACUGGUUCGCGCGGUCCGGGCAGGCCUACGACGACGGCGGGGCGCUGGCGCGGCCCAACGUGCGAGCCUUGGUGUCGAGCUACUUCCGCAACACGCACCACGACUUCCCGCUGCUGCACCGCGCCUCCUUCUCGGUCGAGGCGGCCGCGCCCGAGCUGCUGCUGCUGCUGGCCGUAGUUGUGCUGUGCGGCUCGCUCUACUCGCCCCCGACCGACAGCGCCCUCUCGUGCCGCGGGCUGUUCCACCUGGCCGAGGAGCUCGCGUUCCGCCGCCUGGCCGCCGCGCUGGCUGCUGCCGAGGAGGCGGCCGACUCGGCUGCUGCUGCUGGUGCGGCUGGUGGCGGUGGUGGUGGUGAGAACACCAUGAGUGGCGCCCUGGCCCGCCGGCGGAACCGUACCGUGCGCCUGCCGGCCCUGGUGUCUGUCGUCCGCACCCUGGGCCUUGUCGAGGACCCGGCACGGCCCCUGGGAGGAGGGGGCGGCCGACAUGAGCGCCGAGGCUCGGUGGGGCCGAGUUUGUGCACACCGGACGCAGAUCCGCAUCGCCACCUGGACCCCUCCUCGCCGACGGGCCAGCAGAGCGGCAUGUUCCAACUGCCCGCAGUCCAUGACCACGCUCGAGAUGACGGGCGACCUGCCGUGCGUGCCUGGCCGAGCUGUGGGACGCGUCCGGGCCGGCCGAGUUCGCGCGCGCGCCGUCGACGCAAACGGCGGGCCGGCGUCGUGCCUGGCGGCGCGGCUGCUCUGUCCCGCGUGGCGGUCGAGUCGCUCAUGGCCGACUACGACGACAACAACAACGACAACGACGACGACGCGGGGGCGGCCUCGAGCGCGCGCUUCGCCAACCUGCGCUACCCGCCAGCGCGCCCUCGUCAUCGUGCGCGCCGUGUCGCGCUGGCAGGCGCUCUGGGACCGCGCCGCGCGGGGAGGGCUCACACGCCCGAGGAGCUGAGCCGCCGCGGGCUCGUGCGCCACAGCGGCGAGCUGUGCUGGCUGGCAAACAAGAUGCUGGCCGUGCUCGUGUCGGGCGCCGCCGAGGACUCGGGCUACUUCCAGGGACAUUUUACCCGCUGCUCGAGGAGUUUCAGCCCUUGCAAAGCCAGCCACCAGAUUAGAUAUUGA
This is a messenger RNA of Gaeumannomyces tritici R3-111a-1, 2019 nucleotides long. RefSeq lists its product as hypothetical. The coding region runs from base 1 to 2019 and encodes 672 amino acids. Gene Ontology annotation, molecular function: zinc ion binding; DNA-binding transcription factor activity, RNA polymerase II-specific. Gene Ontology annotation, biological process: regulation of DNA-templated transcription. The record is from RefSeq and is a predicted model, not a curated record. NCBI's taxonomy places the organism in Eukaryota, Fungi, Ascomycota, Sordariomycetes, Magnaporthales, Magnaporthaceae. The transcript is spliced from 7 exons.